Messenger RNA from Lymnaea stagnalis (great pond snail), 10237 nucleotides. The record is from the annotation of a GenBank genome assembly. NCBI's taxonomy places the organism in Eukaryota, Metazoa, Mollusca, Gastropoda, Lymnaeidae.
AAAAGCUACAACUACAAGAAUACGUUAAAAUUUAUUACUUUAUUCCACAUAAGGCACCGCAUUAAAGCUGUUAGUUAGAGUUAGACAUUCAUAAUUUUUGUCUUUUUUGCUCCUUGAAAUAUCUUAUUUCAUAAUUGUUUCCUUUCCAUUGGGCAUUGUUGUUCGAGUUUGAUGCAUAAGAAUAAUAAGAAUAAAAUCAAUAAGUAAAGUUAUACUUUACAAGUAUAAAGUAUAAAUUAUAAAGAGUAAUGAGUAAGAAGUAAGAGGCAAGCUCAUGAAAUUAUUGACCGGGACUAGAAAACUAGAACUGAAUUAAAAUUUAAAAUUAAUCGAUUUACGCAACACAUACUAAGAUACUAGUCAAACUGAUAACUCAUAUGAAUGUAUUUAAUAUUAAUUAUGAUCACUACUGAAUGAGAAGUAAUGGAUCUUGUCUAGACCCAAGCUUUCUUUCUGGCUAAGGCCUGUAACUAGUAAUUCAAUUGUCAAUUGUAAAAAUUAAAUAAUAUAAAUAUUAAAGGGCAAAUCAUACGGAAGUUGAAAGACCUGAACAAAAAAUAAUAUCAUAAUUUAUAGACAGCCUGGUUUAUGGCUUUGUACUUUGUUAAUAUAGCACUAUUGGGAAUGGGUGUUGUCAUUUUAAAAAAAUCAAAUGUCUUGCCUUUUAAAUUGACAGAAAUGGCUUUAGAAAGUACAACUUCCACUGGACAAUCUUCAACACCAUGGCGCAGAGCCUUGAGAACGUCUAUAGCUGCACUUCUUGUGGAGGCAGGAUAUCAAUGUGCCGAAAACUUAGCACUGGAGACUCUUAUUGAAAUGACUCAAGCAUGUAAGAAAUUAAUAUUACUAUACGAUCCACUGGAGUUGCCACAUUAUCAUUAUUCGAGUUAUCAUUUUACCCUGUUACCCCAUCUGAUAUCACGAGCCAACAUGCACCCCCUCUACUUUCUCCCUUAAAGGAAAAGCCUAACCCAAGCUGCAUCCACUCUUGUCCCUCUCCCAUUUUAUACCAUUACAUGCUUUCCCAAUAUUGCAAUUUACAAAAUGUAUUUUUAUAGCUAAUCUUCUAUUUAGGGAAUUCUUAUUCUCCGUAACAUAUUAAAAAUAUAUAUAUUAAUAGAAAAUAAACAGCAAAAGCUUAUUUUAUUGUGAUGGUCCCUAUAACAAUAGGGAAAAAAAAAAUCACUGUAUUUAUAUUAUAUUUGGUUUUUGAAGUCUGAAAUUCUGGAAUAGUUAUAAAAUAAUAAUUAAUUCUAGCAAAAUAAUUAUUAUAAAUACUUAAUAAAAUAAACUUCAAAUAAUCCAGUUAUUAUUUAUUUUAAGUUAUUUCAAUAAACUGUAAUUCUUAGCCACAUAUUUAACAUAAUUUAGUGUAUUAAAACAUUAAUUUAAAUAUAUAUAAAAUUUAUGUGGAAUUUCAUAAACCUUAAAAUGAUAUUUUAAGAUUAUUAUGUACAUAAUAUUCCUAUAGAUAUCUCAGAGGCUGGUCGAACUUCAAGUGGUUAUGCUGAACUUGCUGGCCGCACACAUGUUAUGCCAAGUGAUGUCGUUUUAGCUCUUGUUGAGAUGGGUAAAACAUUUAAAAUUUAAAGAGUAUUUGUGAAAUUAGGUCAAAUUUAUAGUUUUAUUUUACUCACUUCAGAAUUAAAAAGAAAGAAUUAAAACAAAUUGAUUUAAUUAUUGUAAAAAAUUAAUCUGGGCCAAAACAAAAGAGUAAAAUGUGCAGUUACAUUCUAUUUAAAACUAUAAAAAAAAUUUUGUAUUCAGCACUAAAUUGACUUUUUGUUUUGUUAAUCAUCUAUCGUUUAAUGAGACUUAACAAGAUCUCCAAUGUUUUUUACAGGUUUAGAUUUCACUGCUAUUCCAACACACGCAAAGCGAGAAAAUAAAACAGUCUUUUUACCUCGUAAGUAAUUAAGGAAGUAAGCUUCUUCUUUCAUUUAUUUAGUCCUAGUAGGCUGAGGGGUGCUUGAGGCCAAGUUAACUCAAACCUCUGUCUAUUGGACUGAGCCUCUUUUAAAGAGGGAACAUUUUCUUAAAGAAACUGUUGGGGAAAAGUUUCUUCUUGUAUCCAUUGAUUUACAUUAUGAUUAAACUAAUUCACUUGAAUUCUUUUGCAGAGAUAAUUAUGCAACAAAAUAAUUUAGUUAUAUGGGCAUGGGUGGUUGUUAUCACUGAGAUUAACUCAUGUUGUAAAACUCUAUCUUAGAGUCUGGAAUCCAUGGUCUGCUCUGUUUCAAACCAAACUCUUUUAUAUGGGUGUGUUACUUAAUCCAUUAAUAUACUUGUACUAAAAAUAAUUAAAUGCUUAAAUCUUUGUGCCUAACUGUCUCAUAGUUGAAGUCGUAUUAUUCACUGUCAAUUUUUACAGGAUAUUUUGCUCUGAUUUUUUUUAAUUGCAAAACAGAUUUUGAAAAAGUGUUUUUCUUUUUAAAAAGUUUUAGUUAAAAAUCUUUUUAUGUUGAUUUAUUUUUAUCAUUAGCAGUUAUGCUAUUUUCAUUAUGUUAAUUUUAGCUGCACAAGCUCCAGCAACAGUCCCAUCAAAAAUACUUCAAGUUGGUGAGAAAAGAAAGCAUCCUGCACAUAUACCUGAACAUCUUCCAUCAUUUCCAGAUCCCCACACAUAUAUAAAAACACCAGUAAGUGAUUUUUUUGUUGUUGUUUUACAUACAUCGAAUUUUAAGGUGGACCACUGGGGAAAAUAUAGAUAUUUAUAUAAUUUGUAUUUAAAAUGAGGUAAUCAUGAAUUUGACAUCUAAUGAAUAUUUGGCUUUUACCAUUUGCAUUAAAAAUUAAUUUAUAGUUGUUAAUUUUAAACUAGUAUGGUCAAAAAAAUUUUGACUUGGGGGGCGAAAAUUCAUAGAAAAUAGACCUUGGGUGCCCUUUGCAUUAUAAUAAUAUAAUUGCAACACUUCCUAGAUAAACUUGGUAUCGAUAGAAAGCUUAGUCUAUCUAUUGCUUAAUGGUACUGCCCACUAAAAUUUAUAGAAAAAAGCAUUGAAGGAAUUCUUUGUUCUGUUAACCGAUACAUUUUUUUGAAACACAGUUAUAUUUGUUGACAUUUUAAUUUUCGUUUAUCGUUGGUCGGCUAAUUUUGGAUUUGACCCAAAUGGAACAAAUCAAUUCCACAAUGCAACACCCCGCCUGCAUCAUCAUUCAAAAUUACUGUGCCCAGUUAGCAUAAGCCAUAAGCUGUCUAUCAGGCAAUCAACUUUAAUUUUGGAAAUCUUCAAAAAUUCAUAUUUGAUUAAUUUGAACAUAGCUUCUUGCUUUGAGUAGGUAAGUUGAAUUAAAUAUUGUAUAAUGUAAUUAAUAAUAAAUGUUUUAGCUAGUUUUAGCAGCUGGAUGAAUGUUGAGCUAGAUUUAGUCUGGUCUGAUGUUACAGUAUGUAAGCCUACUACAUAAUUAUAAGAACAGUUUGAUACAUGUAAUGUGUGUGUAGGCUAAUGAUUUAGAAAAAAGGCUACUUUAUGCCUAAUUGUAUAAAAUUGAAAUAAAUAAUUAUAAUUUUUAAUAUUACUAAGCAUUCAUAAUUCUCUUUUUUAUGUUUGCAUCCUUAUCGGUGACUUAUUUGGUGUGAUAUUUUAAAAUUUUAUUUCGUUGUCAAUGAAAACAAUGAUGAGCAUGAUAAUGAUGAAUGUCAAUGAAUGAAAGAAAUGAAUAAGCUUAAGGUAACCUAAUUUUUAUUUUAAAAAAAUAAAAUAAACCCCAAAUAAAACAAAAAUAAUAAUAAUAGAAAUGUUACUAUUCCCUUAGAUUUUCUUUUAACAAUACUAUUUAGCUUUGCUUAAGUCUAAUAGUAAUUUUAUUUUUCAAAAGAUAAUAAAUACAUUUUGUUUGGUUCAAAAUACAGUAUGUCAUGGUCCCCAAGUCUAAGAGAUCCAAACAACUGAAGAAAGACAGACUAGCAUAAUUGGAAAAGAACAGGGAUCACACUUCACCACCAACUUCAUUGCCAGCUUCUCCACCAGCUGAAAUAACUAUGGCAUCAUACAACUCCAAACCCAGGCUUCAUUCUUUUGAGUCAGAGUAUCAGUACACCUCUGCCUCAUCCAUAAUGCUAAUAGAUGCACUUCAGCUACUGUAUCAGAAGUUUCCAUGCCAGGUAUUCGAGGAGGGACACUUUAUCAUGUGAUGAGAGUAAACGCUUAGGAAUCAUAUCUUCUUACAUGUCAGUUUUAUGCAAUGGCAAAACUUUUGAUAUCAGCAAAAGAGCUGUGGCAGCAUCAUUAGUGACUAGAUUGGAGCAUGCUGUGGGGAGGAAAAUUUUUUAAUCAAUUAAUGUUCCCAAUAUUCAACAGAAGACAUUCGACCAGCAUGCCACAACCAUUCCGCAAUCUCUACUUCAAAAACUUCUUUUUAGUUUUUUCAGAUUUUUGAGGAAUGCCAAAAGGAUCAAGAGGAAAAGUAUUAUAUGUACCGACUUCAAACAUUGCAUUCUUCUUUUCAUUGAUGUUCUCUACAUAUUAACCCUUUACAGUCCGAUGCGCCCGAAAUGCGCCGAUUUUUUCCUUAAGCGUACAGUCCGAUGCGGCCAAACCCGCCCGUUUCGAGGUUGUUUACUUUCGUUCUUAGCACAGCGGAAGUCCAUUGCGCAUUACUAUUUAUAGUUCUACCGGAAGAAAGCCUCGUAGUCGGCAUUUAUUUCGAUACUACUUUGACCGCGGUGUGUUUAGGGGCUGAUUUUCUAUGAUUUUUUUAAAAGUCGCGAUUUUUUCGCUGUAAAAAAUGGCUAUCUAAGCCUUGGAUACACUUUUGAAAGAACUUAGGCCUAAUGAAGCUUCACUAUUUCAUGAGUGGGAGGGUCUCUGAAACUAUUUUUAGGUUUAACUUUUGCUUUAAUCAUUUCUUUGUAUUUAGGUAUUUUUUAUUUUAUUUUGUUGCUUCUAGUUUAUUUUCUGAAAAUUAAUUAGAUAAAGAACCUUCAUUUAAAAUGGAGUUAUGUCCCUUUGCUUGGGCGCUGGGAGUAGACAAGGCUGAAUAGGUUGGACUGUAAAGGGUUAAGCCCAUGUUUUUUUUAUAUCUUUCCCACAGAAAUUUUAAAUUUGACAAAAUUUUAUGUGACCCCCACAUGCAUGGCAUUUUUAGCUUUUCUAAUAAUUGUGAUGCAGUGAGCUAGGAUCAUUGUUUUAACAAUUUUAUUUUUAUUGAGUGUGCAAAAUUUCAUUAUGAUAUUGCAAAACCAAUAAGUGUCAAUAAAUUUGUGUAACUGUCAAAAUUGGUAUAAAAUUUUCAUUAAUUUUGCAAUAAAAAUAAAAAAUGUGAAGAAUAAACUUCAGUGGCUUUUUUUUUUAGUCUUUCUGUUUCUUUAUUGUUUGUAUGUACUAUUUUUUUACUUCCAAAUUUAGAAACAUGGAAAUAUUGUUUUUUGUUGUUUUUUUACACAUUGGACCAUCUAACAUGGGAAGCUACUCUUUGUAGAAUUUAUGGGAAGUAAGUAAUCAUUUAAAGGGAGACAAAUUGCUCAUUUGCAAAAUAGAUUUUUAUUAUGUACAUUUUUUAAUUUUCGUGGCUGGAAUAAAAUAUUCUUUCUGGUAUAUACAAUGUUAUAUUAUAUUAUAUCGCUUAUUUAAUUGAACUCUUGAUUUAUUAAGACUUUUACAAUUUAUACACCUGGUUUACUUAGAGAUAUGCAAAUUUAUAUUAAGUAACAAUGUGACAUUUCAAGGAAUGCAGCAUAUAUAAAGGUGAGAGUAGCUGGUUACUGAUGUGUUGUAAGAAAGGAGAGAAGGUUAGCACUCCCCUUGACAAGGACGGACGAGACCCUUGUGGUCUAACAACACACAAAGGCAUGUCUCCUUACUUUGGAGGCACACCAUUUUUUUUUUUGGGGGGGGGAGAACAAUAUUAAUUGCCUAAUUCUUGUAUACACCCCCCCCCCCCCUGAAACCUGCCUAGGGGCCAUCUAUAUAGUAUGUAAGCAAAGUUAACAAAAAAUUUUAUAAAAAUUGUAAGAAAGGAGGGAAGGUUAGCACUCCCCUUGAAAAGGGGGGGCGAGACCCUUGUGGGCUAAAAACACACAAAGGCAUGUCUCCUUACUUUGGAGGCACACCAUUUUUUUUUUUGGGGGGGGGAGAACAAUAUUAAUUGCCUAAUUCUUGUAUACACCCCCCCCCCCUCUGAAACCUGCCUAGGGGCCAUCUAUAUAGUAUGUAAGCAAAGUUAACAAAUAAUUUGAUAAAAGACUUGUUUGAACAUCACUGUAUCAAUACCGCUAGAUUGUCUCCAUAUGGAAUAAUUUUACCUAACUACCAUGUCUUUUUCCUGUUUGGUUUUUACAAUUUUGUUCAAAUCACUUCCUUUACACUUUUCUUUACUUUGUUUCUGCCUGUGUCUUUCGCCCACUCUUAUUUUUCUCCCCUUUUUAGGUAGGAUAUCUGUAUAUAUAUUAUGUAAAUUUUAUUUAUACUUAUUUAACUUAUUUGUCUUUUUGUUGUACUGAUGAAGGCAUGUGCCGAAACGUAUACUUUUGUAUUCUGUAAAAUUAUUAUUAAACUUUAUCUUAUAUUGUUACAUUGACACAAAUUGUUGGUGUCUAUUUAAUCUAGGAUAUAAUAAGUUUGUUGAGUGUAUCCAGGCAUACAAAGUUUGAUGAACUUGGAUUUAAUGCAGACACACAUUUCAGAAUGCUACAGUUAACUGUAACUUGAGCAGUGAGUUCACUGAUGAACUUGUCUACACACGCAAAAAGGAUUCUGGCCACUGGCAUGCAUUGAAUCCUCAUUAGUUGAGUAGUUUCUGUAACCAUUUUACCAGUUGAUAACAGCAUAAACAAAUUCUGUUAAUGUUUUUGACACCCCCUGAGCUCUUUAUGGCCUUGUACCCUAGUAGUUGUCGUUGCUCAGUGGAAUUCCAAUUUGAACUCCUAUUGCAUUAGCUUCUUUCACAAUAUCAUCCCAAGUGUCAUUGUAAGAUCUUCUCGGGUGAAUUCUAGCAGAAGUUCUGCUGAUAAAUAAUCAACUGAUGAGUUUUGUAAUUCUUACGAUACUUAAUUGGGUGCAUCUAAUAACUUUUCAGCCACAAGCAAAAAUGCAUAAAUUAUAUUGAAGUAAUUUUUUUUCGAAGCCGGUGAGACUUUGCUUUUGCUGACCUGUCAGCAUUAUGUAAUCCAAAGCCUUCCAACACUUUAAUGAUAUAAAUUCUAAGCUUUAUUUUGCGCACAGACUGAUACCUAUAAGACCACAGAGUUGCAACCAAUCUGUCAAGCUCCUCAGUUAUCCUCAAUUUGUGCUUGUACAAAUAGUUAUGGUUGAGGGUCACAAACAGAUAAGAAAACAAAGACCGAUUUUAUAAUUGAAAACAUGUCGACGAUCUCAAGUAUAUUUUUAACCAGGUUGAUUAAGAUGCAAUGCAGACUAUGGACACGGCAGUGUAUGUAGAUUACCAAUGGAGCUAUUUCUUUCAUCCUGGCCUGUACACCUCGAAGGCUGUCACUCAUUACCGAAGCAUCCUCAUAGCAUUGGGCAAUAAAUUGAUCCCAUGAUAAUUUGUUUUCCAGGAGUGAAUUUUUGUAAGCAAUUGCCAAUGACUGAGCAUCUACAUUUUCCAGAUGAAAAGUACCUAGAGGUUUUUUCUAAACUGAACCAUCUGGUGAAGUGGAUCUGAUGAUGAAGCUCAGUUGUUCUUUUUGAGAAAUAUCUUUCUAUUCAUUGACCAUCACUGUCCAGUAUGGUUCAAGUGAAUCAAACAUGUUCUGUCUAAAAAAAAUUACAGAGCCUUGUAAAAUAUAGUUCUGAUACGCUGCCGACGUGUAGUAUCAGCAUCUUGUUCGCAGUCUUUCUUGUAGUUGAGGUGAAAGUUGACUCACCGUUUCAAGCAAAUAAAAUUUCCUUUGUUAGACCAUUCUUUUGAUUCAUUGUUGCGAAAAAAAGCCAGACCUUGACAGUGACCGUUACAAACUAGAUACGAAUUCACAAAAAUAAGAAACUUUUGAUUCCAAUUUUCCAGAACAUCUAACUUUCUCUGAACAUUUGUCAGAUUUGAUUCAGAUUCAACCAUUCCUGCUGACACUUUCUUUUCUUGAUUCCAUAACCUUGAUCCAUCUUUGUGCUUUGUACUGGACUCAUAUUGUUUCAACAAUUUUUCCAUAUCGGUAUUUUAAAAAAAAUUCUUAUUCCUUUUUCUUUUCCUUAUUUAUUUCUUCCUACGCAUGAUUCUGCUGUCUAAGAUACUGAUACCUAAUACAUUUUUUCCUCCUAAAAUCAGCCCUCUCCUCCCCCCAAAUGUUCCUGCUUUUAUUCCAACUUAGUGACCUACAUAGUUACAUUUAUUUUUAACCCAACCAUUUAUUUUAUUUUAUUUAUGUAUUUGCUAUUUUGGAGUGUACUUGUUAGAAUUUAAAACAGGGAGCCUGGUGAAAACCUAAAUUUGGCAAAGGCGCAGGGAAUCUUUUUACACUGGUGUAGCCCAACAAAAUUACAUCACAUGCACAUUGUAAAUACGGUGGACAGAAUACUACUAUAAUACCUCUACUGAGCAUGUCUUAGCAAGUUCAUUUGUGAAAAUACAUGGCAAAAUUAUGAUGAUAAUUCCCACAAAACAUUGCAUGCAUAAAUAUGCCUUUUUUUGACUGACAACAUUUCAGCAUGAUUAUUGCAGAAUUUUAAAAUAAAAGUCCCUACUUUCUGCCAAGAAGCCCCCCUCCAAACCCUAUGCACACAUACGCAAAAUCGACAAAUUUAAAAUUAUGUAUUUACUAUAAUUUUGAAGUAGCAUACUUCAACUAAAUGUCGCCUGGGGUGAACUCUUACUCUUAAAAUGCCCCCCACCAAGCACAUAAUCUUUAUUUAAUUCAUGCUUUAUGUAACCCCAAAAAGAGCGGCCCCAGGGUUGUCACCCUUUUUACACUCACCUAGAUUUGUCACUACAAGGAGGCUGCAACCUGGCUUCUUAAAAAAUAGGAAUCCACAGUGUCACCCUGCCUAAACUACGCCACUUGACUCAUAAGUGAUGGUAUUAAAAAUAGUGCUGUAUUUUAACUGUUAUAACAUGAAUAUUUCUUUAGUGUUUCAAACAACCUGCAAAUGAGUAUCAACUUGUAAGAGAAAAGGCUGCCUCUCAGAAACGAGAUGUUGAAGUUGCCCUGACCCGCUUCAUUGCUAAAACUGGAGCAACACAUUCACUCUUCAGAGAUGACAAAUCUGCCUUUCCAUGUAAAUCUUUUAUUUUUGUUACUCUAAUUGUAUAUCCAUAUUUUUAAUUUUAAUAAAAGCAUGGGGCAAUUAAAAAAAUCUCAGAUACCCCAUAUAGUUUUAUUAAAAGUAUAGGACAAUUUAAAGUUUUUUUUAGACAUCCCUUAUAGUUUUAAGAUAACUCCAAAUUAAUUAAUUUUUAUAUCUACAUUUUUAAAAUGCAUAAAUAAGAGCUUAAUAAUUCUGUAAGCUUUAACUUAAGGCAAACCUCCUACUUUUCUUGUCAUAAGUUUAGGUGAUGGGCAUGAAAGAUGUUAUACUAAAACAGUUAUGGAUUCCAGUGCAACACGAUGUUUUUAUUUGUCUUGUUUAUAUGCUCAUAUUAUCAAUAAUUUAAGAGCAGAGCUUUUCAGAACACAAGGAAAUAAAAUGUUUGUUAGGUGGAAGUGCUGAACUCUAACUGUCCUCCACAAAUUAUUCAAAUAUGAUCAAGAGAAAAGGGAAACACAUUAGGUGGUCCAGUUAUAGCAUGGUCACUGGUAAAACUAAAAUAUGACUGUAGAAAGAUAUUUAAAAAUUAUACCUUAACUAGACAGAUGUACUAAAUUACAUGGUCGGUUUCAAAUUUUUGGUGUACAUAUUUGUAUAAAAAAUGCACAUUCAUUGUAGUGAUACUAAGCAAUUUUACUUUUACAUUCUGAUCUUUCCAGUGAUUGCUUGCAAGCCAUGCCCACUACCUUAUAUGUCAGCAUUACUUCCCAUGGAUAGUGAGAUAUCAACUCAAGAGAGCUCAGAUGCAGACUCAACUCCACAAUUACAUCACCAGGUCAAUGAUGGUCAUCUUGGUCUUAGCACAGAUGUUGCCACAGACAGUGAAACUAUUGAUAACCCUUACCUUAUACCAGCCAAAAUAGCCAAGAAGAAAUGGAGAUGACAUAAAAUUAAGAAUAAAUCAAUGGUUGAAUGACAUGUUCUGUGAAUGGGGAGAGCUAGUGUCAGAUUGUUAUGUGAUAAGAAGGCAAAUUGGAAAAUGUUGAUAUUUGGUAGAGAAAGUGAGGAAUUUUAUGUAUAAAAAUAUUAAUAUUAUUAUAUCAAUAACAGUAACC